Messenger RNA from Anolis sagrei ordinatus, 2874 nucleotides. The record is from RefSeq and is a predicted model, not a curated record. NCBI's taxonomy places the organism in Eukaryota, Metazoa, Chordata, Lepidosauria, Squamata, Anolidae.
UUUGCCAAGCCCAACCCCUCUGCUCCCUUUCCAACCAAAGACUUGAGUGCAGUAGAAAGUUUGCAAAGAGCAGCAUUGGAGGAAAGGAAUCCCACCAACUGGAUCACCCCGCUAAAAACGAAGAUGAUUUUUCUUGGAUGGAUCCGUAUGUCUUUUACCCUUUUGGCCAUCAGUGUUUAUGGUGGAUCAGCUGCAAGUGCUUGCAAAAUCACAGAAGUGAAGGCAGACUGCAGUCAUUUAAAGCUGGUGCAAAUCCCCUCCGAUCUCCCCAGCAACAUCACAGCUUUGGAUAUUUCUCACAACCAGCUCAGAACUCUGCCGCCUGCAAACCUAACCAAGUAUGGCCAGCUCGUCUACUUAGAUGCAGGAUUCAACACCAUCUCUAAACUGCAGUCACCGCUGUGCUUGGCUUUGCCGUUGUUAAAAGUUUUGAAUCUGGAACAUAAUCAGUUGCAUGCCUUUCCAGACAAGGCUUUUACCUCCUGUGACAAUCUGAGGGAGCUUAAUUUGGGAUCCAACAUACUGGAUGUGAAAAAUGAACCUUUCAAAGAUCUGAAGAAUUUGCAGUUCCUGGAUGUUUCUCACAAUGGACUAAAGUCUAUAAAACUGGGAUCUGAGCAACAGUUAGAGAGUCUACAGGAGCUUGUGGUGUCUCAGAAUAAAAUUACUGAGCUAAAGAAAGAAGAUCUGUACUUUCUUAGUAAUUCCUCAUUAAACAAGCUGGACUUGUCAACAAAUCCUCUAAAAGAGUUUUCCUCAGGCUGUUUCCGUGCAAUUGGAAAUGUAUAUGGUCUUGUCAUGAACAAUAUCCCACUGGGUCAAGAUGGUGCAGAGAAGCUUUCUUCAGAAUUAUCUGGAACAAGAAUUCAGAAUCUCUCAAUGAGGCAGGUGCAGCUUUUGCGGAUUUCCAGCUCAACCUUCAGCGGAAUGAGUAAUACCAACCUCACCAUUUUAGAUCUCUCGGAUAAUGACUUAUCUGUGAUUGAAGAAGACUCUCUUGUCUAUUUUACAAAGUUAGAGAAUUUGAAUCUAAUGAAUAAUAAUAUUUCGUAUCUGUCUUCUCGCUCCUUGUAUGGGCUGUUCAAUGUGAAUUAUUUGAAUCUGAAAAAUGCUCAUGUCAGAAAAAUUGGCUCUGCUUUGCAGUGGCUGAAACGUUUAGAGGAUCUUAUACUGGACAGUAAUAAAUUUCUAGAGAUUACCUCAAGCACCUUUAAAGGUUUGGACAAUUUGAAAAACUUGAGUUUAAGCCUGUGUAGUAUAAGCUCAGUGACAAGAACAACAUUUUCAUCACUUGCCAAUUCUUCACUGCAAUUUCUGAACCUUACCAAAAGCGGAAUCACUUCCAUCAAGUCUGGAGCCUUUUCUAGGCUCGGGCAACUAAAAUCUCUGGAUUUAGGGUUGAAUGACAUUAAGCAAAAACUUACAGGCCAGGAAUUCCAAGGUCUUAAUAUGAUUGAGACUCUCUAUUUAUCUUACAAUUAUCAAGUGAAUUUGACAAGUGAAUCUUUCAGUGCCAUUCCUAGUCUUCGAACGCUAAGGCUGAGAAAAGUACGUUGCAGCAAUCUUAAAAUUUCUCCCUCACCAUUCCGUAAGUUAAGUAAUUUGACAAUCCUGGAUGUUGGUAACAAUAAUAUUGCCAGCGUCGGAGAUGAUGUUUUUGAUGGACUCCACCAACUUAUAAUACUUGAUCUUCAGCAUAAUAAUUUGGCCCGAUUUUGGAAGCAUGCCAACCCAGGGGGCCCUGUCCUCUUCUUAAGAGGUCUUCAGAACCUGCGCCUGCUUGAUCUAGAAUCGAAUGGCUUCGAUGAGCUUCCAAAGGAGGCUUUCCAAGGCUUAUCUCAGUUAAGAAGCUUGAAUCUGCGAGACAACCUUUUGAAAUUGCUUCCAGAGUUUGUGUUUGAUGACCUGACAUCCCUGAGCUUUUUGUCCCUUCAGAAGAACCUAAUCACAGGUGUGGAUGAACAAGUGUUCACUAAGGUUUUCGCCCAUUUGGAAGAAGUAAAUAUGGGGCUCAACCCAUUUGAUUGCACCUGUGACAGUAUAGCCUGGUUUGUUCACUGGCUUAAUAGCAGCAAAGUAUUUGUUCCAGGGCUGAACUUUUAUCGAUGCAACACACCUCCUAAAUACUAUGGGAAAAUGGUAGCUGAGUUUGAUAUCUCACCAUGUGAUAGUGCCCCAUUUCUACUCUUCUUCACUGUGAGCGUUUCUAUGGUGCUGGUCUUCAUGUCUGUAGUUCUACUUAUCCACUUUCAAGGAUGGAGAAUAAAGUUUUUUUGGAGUGUGACAGUUAACAGAGUCCUUGGCCAAAGAGAAAUAGACAGGCCGCAGCAGUGGUUUGAUUAUGAUGCCUAUAUCAUUCAUUCCAGAAAGGAUAAGAAUUGGGUGUGUAAGAACUUUAUUCCUCUUGAAGAAAAUAAUGAACCAGUAAUUCGAUUUUGCUUAGAGGAGCGGGAUUUUGAAGCUGGAAUUUCUGAAUUUGAAGCCAUCGUUGACAGUAUUAAAAGGAGCAGGAAGAUUAUAUUUGUUGUAACUGAGCAUCUUUUAAAAGAUCCCUGGUGCAGAAGGUUCAAAGUGCAUCAUGCCAUACAGCAAGCCAUUGAACAAAGUCGGGAUUCCAUUGUAUUAAUUUUUCGAGAUGAUAUACCAGAUUACAAAUUGAAUAAUGCACUUUAUUUGAGAAGAGCAAUGUUCAAAUCUCGCUGUAUCUUGGAGUGGCCAGUUCAGAAAGACCAUGUAAAUGCAUUUUACCAGCAGUUAAAAAUAGCACUUCAGUCGAGCAGCAGGAUAUUAUGAUUUUGUUGUUAUUGGUAUUUUACUGUUUUGCAUUUUUAAUUCUGUGGCUGAAAUACUAUGCAAAAGAUAAAUGAAAAACAG